GAGACAGGAAGAGGGCACCUCCAUCAAGAAACGAGCAGCCGGAUGGGCUAAGACUUUAGGCCUGGAAGAGAAGGACAUGGUGGAGAAGCUCACCGGAUUUUUUGGCGCUGAUGUCGAUGCAGGGCGCAAAGAUCAGCCGAUUCGACUCAUGGUGUCCAACAAAAAGGGCAAAAGGAUAAAUGCGUCGGCUUGCCUUUUGCACAGGCGCUGCAGGAUCCUGUCGCUUUCGAGGUUGUCAGUGCCGAUGAGGCGUGUGGCCAGGAGCAAGGAGAGGCCAGCGCCUGAAAGCAUCAAGCUGCCUCAGGAAACUGUGGAGUUUAAGAUCCGGUGUCGAAAUGGAAAGACGCUUCACGAGAAGAGCACAUUCCAAAAGGACAGGAAAUGGGGCUAUGUCUACUCUGGCGAGUCUGAGUUUGCGGAAUGGAGCUGAAGAGGUCAACGUUUGAGACUGCCGUUUCUGAUCCUAAGACGCAUGCGAGUAGCGGCCGCUGAUUUGCGUCUCACUGACGCCCAGUUUUCACGAAGAAUCACGGAGACCAUGGUUUGCGCAAGCUGACUGUUUCUUCAUUGCGACUUUCUUCCACUAUCAAAUCAUCAAGGAUGGGACUGGAAACAAUUCAAGCG
Effrenium voratum is the source of this 624-nucleotide messenger RNA. The record is from the annotation of a GenBank genome assembly. NCBI's taxonomy places the organism in Eukaryota, Dinophyceae, Suessiales, Symbiodiniaceae.